CUCCUCCUCCUCCUCCUCUGCCUGACGUCAGCCCGCGGCCCCGCUCAGUCGCGGCCGGUGGUGGGCAUGGCUGGGGGGCUGCGGGCGGCCGGGCUCGCCCUGGGCUGGGGCUGCUGCCUCCUGAUCUGCUGCGCUGCAGCCAGCCAGCUGGAGGUCUCCAUGCCAGCAGUGGUCGAAGUGGAGAACGGGGGCACAGCCAGGCUCGAGUGCGACUUCCACGUCCCUGGAAAUGGUUCCUACAGCCGCAUCGACUGGUUCUAUAUCAACCGCAACAGCCGGGUGGAGGUGUGCCAGGUGAUGGGCGGCCGGAUCCUGGAGGAGAGCGCGGACUACGCGGGGCGGCUGUCGCUGGGGGAGGACAGGGCCCUCUCCAUCAGCAGGGUGACAAUGCAGGAUGCCAAGACCUUCAUAUGCCACGUGGUGACAGACAGCCACGGCACGGCCGAGAACCACACCGAGCUCCAUGUCUACAAGGUCCCCGAGGUUCCUGAGAUUGUGGCCAGCUCAGCAGGCAUCUCUGUGCAGAGCAGCAGCAUCCCAGAGAUUGCCCAGUGUGUGAGCAGGAACAGCUUUCCACCCCCCAAUAUCACCUGGCACAAGAAUGGGGAGCAGCUGCAGCCAGAGGAUAAGAUGGUGAAGGUGAUGGCCACGCGGACGCGGGAGUCGAGCGGGCUGUACACGGUGAGCAGCACUCUCUUUGCCCACGUCACCCGGGAGGACCGCAGCUCCCGGUACCACUGCACCCUGCACUACUGGCUGCAGGGACAGAGGAGGACCCUGGAGUCCCGGCGGGUCAACAUCACCGUUUUCUACCCCGCAGAGCACAUGAAUCUGCACGUGAAACCGUCCCCGGCGCUGGUGAAGGAAGGGGAUGAUGUGCAGCUGGUCUGUGAGGCUGAUGGGAACCCAGCACCUGUCUUCAGUUUCUACAAAAGAGAGCUGGAGGACAACUGGCAGGACCUGUCCUCUCUGUCAGAAGCCAACACCGGGGUGUUGAACUUGCACCAUGUGACUAAGAACAGCAGCGGCUUGUACAAGUGCCAGACCCUGGACUUGGAUGAUAUGACACAGAUGGAGAGGGAUGUGGAGCUCGUUGUGAACUACAUUGAAGGGGUCCGUGUGGAGAUGGAUCCAUCCUCACCCAUUCAGGAAGGGGGAAGUGUGAGGCUGAGCUGCAGUGCCCACAGCCCCGUGGCCCUGGCCUACCAGUGGGAGAAUGAGAAGAAUGUGAAUGUUGGAGAAGGGAACGAGCUAGUACUGAAGAACCUCACCUUCGAAACCUCCGGCAACUUCAGCUGCAAAGUGACCGCACCGAGCGUGCAGGGGCUGGAGCAGACCCAGCAGGUGGCCGUGGCCGUGCACGGGAAGCCACGGAUCGUGGCCAUCAGCUCCCCCCUGUACGUGCGGCAGGACGAGGUGGUGAACCUGACCUGCAAGGCCAUCGGUGUCCCCUGGCCCUCUGUCCAGUGGAAUGUCAAGGGGAUGGCUCACGAGUCCGUUGAAAACCAGCACGUCACCAGCAACCUGACCGUGCGUGUGAGCCGCGACCUGCUGCAGGCAGGAGCCACGUGCAAGGUCUCCAACACCCUGGGCUUCAUUGAGGAGCGCAUCCAGCUGCUGGAUCAAAAGACACCAGAGAGCAAAGGGGUGAUCAUCGUGGCCAUCAUCAUCUGCAUCCUGGUGGUGGCUCUGCUGGGCUCUGUCAUCUACUUCCUGCACAAGAAAGGCAAGAUCCCCUGUGGCCGUUCUGGGAAACAGGACAUCACAAAGCCAGAGGCACGUAAAGACAAGAUUGUAGUUGAAGUUAAGUCAGAUAAGCUUUCCGAAGAGGCUGGGCUCCUGCAGGGUGCCAACGGCGAGAAGAGAUCUGCCGCUGACCAGAGCGAGAAAUACAUCGAUCUGAGAAACUAGAGAGGGAAUCUACUAAGUGCUUUCUUCCUUCAAAACUUUUCCUGCUCUUGGAUUGCCUUGUCCCAUCCCCUGCUCCAGACCAGGACUGCCUCGCGGCGCUGAGCCCCGGCGUGCAGGGGACACCCCUGCCUCCCCUCUCUGAUACCUCAACCGUGGUGGGCUUGCAGGUUGUCAACUUAGCAGCAGCAAAGCCAGACCUUACUACUCCAGAGAAGCCAACAGCAAUAUUAAGAGAGAAAGAUCCCGUUAAGCUCCCUGGUGGAAGGAUUGGAGGCUUUUUUUUUUGUUCUUCUUUCUUCAGGAAGUCUGUCUUGUACGUGCGCGGGAAGGUUUUGAUGUGUUUUUGACCCCAAAACCAGCUCAGAAAAGCUGGUGAAGUUUUCCUGUUGGGAUGUCCCAGGCACGGUAGAUGUAGUGGUGUGCAGGUUAGAUGAGCGAGGGCUGGAAGUGAUGUGUUGGAGCCGGGUGUGCCUGCUGGGGAGGUGGUUGUUAGUGCUUUGCUUUUCCUUUCCAGCUCUUCUUGUCCUGUUGGUUUAGUCCUGGCAGAGCUGUGAUCCCACGGGAGGGGAAGAUGGGGCAGAGCAAGGAGAGGGAGGGGAUCUCGGGUUUGUAGCCUUGCUGGCAUGAGGGGAGGGCUUCCCUUUCCCCAGGGAAUUGGGUUGAUUUUAGGGGGACUGCACAGCUGCUGCCAACGAGAGGUCCUAGAGCCCCCCACCCCCUACAUUUAAAACUAAGGAAUAUUAGGCCAGGGCCAGUUGUUGAUGUCUCAGGGUUGUUGUUCGUUUUGUUGUGUUGUUUUGUUUUGUUUUAAAGUGCUGAACAGUUCAGUUCCCAGCCCCCGGUAAAAACCUGGUUGAUUUCUGUGCUUUGGUGUGGCACCUCUGUCCCCAGAGUGGUGGAGAAGGGAAGGUGGGUGAGCAGCCUGCCUUGACCUUGCUGCUGUCACAGCCCGUCCCCAGCGCUCCGCCUGCAGCCACGGCUCUGCCCCCUCCUCCAGAGAUCAGACCCCCCCAUCUCCAAGCUCCCAGUGCUCUGCUGUGCCCCUCCCCAGCAGCCCCUCAACAAGGGGGGGGUGUGGUUGAAACCAACCCUGGGUGAGAGGAGAAGUGUCCCCCCCCUGCACCCCAGCCCCUCCGCCAGGAGCGGGGAGCCGGGCAGCGCCCUGACCAGCCACGAGCUACAACUCCUGAGCUACAAGUGUCGUCCAAGCAGAAGCUUUGGUUUAUAUAUAUAUAUAUUUUUGUUGGAUUGUGUGUAAAUUUCCAUCAGUUUGGGGUUUUUUUUUUGUUUGGUGUUUUUUUUUUUUUUUGGUCUGAUCCUUGCAAGGUUUGUUUGGGUUUGUUUGGUUUUUUUUUUAUAUAUAUAUAUAUGAAAAUAAAGUACCAAGUUCAAA
Apus apus (common swift) is the source of this 3304-nucleotide messenger RNA. It is a transcript of the gene MCAM, whose product is annotated as melanoma cell adhesion molecule. Lineage: Eukaryota; Metazoa; Chordata; Aves; Apodiformes; Apodidae. Gene Ontology annotation, cellular component: plasma membrane. The coding region runs from base 67 to 1911 and encodes 614 amino acids. The record is from RefSeq and is a predicted model, not a curated record. Gene Ontology annotation, biological process: angiogenesis. The transcript is spliced from 15 exons.